This is a messenger RNA of Dermacentor andersoni, 2730 nucleotides long. RefSeq names its product neurotrophin 1-like. Gene Ontology annotation, molecular function: Toll binding; growth factor activity. Gene Ontology annotation, cellular component: extracellular region. The record is from RefSeq and is a predicted model, not a curated record. Gene Ontology annotation, biological process: innate immune response; central nervous system formation. Lineage: Eukaryota; Metazoa; Arthropoda; Arachnida; Ixodida; Ixodidae.
ACGUACGCCCCUUCCACACCGACGGGACGCGAGGCGCGCAAUUAGCGGUGCCGGUGGCAUCCCGGCCGACCGCAGAGACAAUGCGCACUGCGCGGCGGUGGCCGCUCUCCCUUGGCCCCGUUCCGGCCCGGUGCCCCUUUUGUAGCGCGGGCCGCCUUAAAACACCGGUGCCGGACCACGCGUCCACGCAGAACACGUAGAGAGCGACAUCCGCGCGAACGGGCGCCCAGGCACAAGCUGUUCGCCAUGGACACUCGGCAGAGACUCGGGACUCCGCCACGGAUAGGCACGGCGCAGCUGUUGCCGACAGCAUCCGCCGUCCUUUGCCUGGGCCUGCUUUGGACUGCCGCUACGGUUCUGGCCUCCGAGUUCCCGCACCACCACGGCUCGGGCGGCGCAGGUGGCGUGGUGGUCCUGUACCACAAGGACCCUCCGUUCUCCGGGGACAGGCGCUUCCCCAAAGGGAAGACGUCGCUCGUACCAGCGGCGUCCAUCAUCCCGUCAGGGUUCGUGCACGGAAGACCUUCGUGCGCGAGGGACCUGGACCUGUGCGUGUUCAAUCACGACUACCCCAUCGAGAAAGUUCAAGCGAUCGUGGACCGGUACUACAACCAGAUGUACGACCUGUACCACACGCUUUACAAGACGCCCCCGCACGAGGUCCAGUGGGUGGAGAACUACACGCUGGCGUUCACCGCAGAGAAACAGCACGGCAGCUUCGUGUGCCGCUCCGAGGCCGUGUACCUGCGCAUCGGGUGGGCCAAGAACUGGAAGGGCCUCUGGAUGACCGUCGUCAACACCGAGCGCUUCCCGCAGGUCACCAGGGUCGAGAAGUGCAAGUACCGGAACAAGCCAUGUGACUACAUGGUGCCGUGCUACAAGUCUUCGUGCAAGCAGCGCGAGAUGCUUUACCCGCUCAUCGCAGUUAAUCCUUACGAUCCGGGACAGAAACCCCUCAUCGACCUGUUUCCAAUUCCCAGCGGAUGUGUCUGCUACGUAGAUGAUUACCGGUUCCACUAAGCGCCGAUAGGUAGCAGCAUGGGCCUGUUAUUUUGUGGCACAUAGCUCACAAAGUGUGCACCAAUUUCUAACUCACUCACUGAGCUAGACGGUGUGCGAGAACUGCCACUGAUGUUUUAAUGGACCAGCUGAAAAGUAUCUCUGGUGUGAAUGGGAAGCUUGCUGGUGAAAUGUUUAUAUAACAUGCCUUCAGGGUUGUAAGGAGUGCAAUUUAGGAAGUCUUAAUACGCUUUCCCUAUGUCAAUGGAGCGGAAGUAAGGGUGUACAUCGAGACAUCCUGCAUUAUUGUUAGUGCAGUACAUUAAUGAGCGACUAAAUAAGCCAAAGAACAAAGUAGUCAAAACUUCUGACAUAAACAUGGUACGACAUGCUUUGGCCAAGCUAUUGGCAGAGAAAACAAAUGGCGCAGCAUUAUGACUUUUCGCAUCAUGAAGUAAUGGUUAAUUGUGAUUCUUCACUGUAGCUAAUUACAUAAUGGUGAUGACAGCGCUUAUUAUUUUGUGUAAUGUUCUAACUUCAUUGUCUACAUCAAUAUAUCAUGAAGUAAGGGUUAAUUGUGGUUCUCCACUGCAUCUAAUUACAUGAUGGUGACAAUAGUGCUUACUGUUUUGUGUAAUGUUUAAACUUCAUUGUCUGCAUCAAUAGUAUGGUAGUCUGAGUAACUGUAGUGAGCUGCUGCCUUCUGCUCUGUUUCACAUGUAUUAGCUGUAUGAUACAAAACUGCUGCAAGGGACACUAAAGGCAAAUAAUAAGUCGGCGUGGACUGUCUAAAUACCAUUCCAGAAACCUUGCAACACUAGUUUCAUGCCACGAAAAGACUUAGUUCAUGAGAAAAUUGCAUCUAAAGGGUCAGAAUACCUUUUUCGGAAUUCAAAUCUCCCGCCACCCAACUGGGGGCGUGGUGACGUUGCAUACACCAUCACCACCCUUUGCUGCCAUCGGUGACUAAAACGGCGCCCGACAGAGGGCAGCACCGAGCCAAGACAGAGCGGUGGAUUCGCCGCUGCAGCUGCUUUUUUGUAAGGUGGCAUUGACCAUUCGGGCAUCCCGCAACAUAACCUGGAAGUUAAAAUCACUGCUACUUGCAGUUUGUGCGAGUUUUGCGAGCCAGCAAAGCCAGCACAGCACUACGCGAUAACAAAACUGCUGAAACGCGAAAGCAUGGGCUGCGCAGAGUCGAGCAAAAACGAAACCUUUCGACCGCCUGCGUAGUUGUCAAGGGUAAUUUCAAUUAGUUCUUUUUUCUAAAAAUGAAAUAGAACUGGAUAAGUAGCAUUUCAUUUCGUCUUUUAAUAGAAUGCAAUGAUAUUUUUUGCAACGAGUGGUUGAGUACUAGUGACAGAAUUUAGGUGAGGAGUGCUUUCGUCAUUGGACUUGAAUGUCCUCCCGGGAGAGUCUCUAAUCAUGUCCUACAUUUACCUGAGUUUCUUGAUUAUUAAGGCCCUGUUUGCGAUAAUAUUGACGCCUUAGAGAUUCUCGAGCACUAAUCACUAAUCUAUCACUUUAGCUUGAAUUAAUAUUUCCCUUUAGUGUCCCUUUAAUGGUUUCAAAUAGGUUGGUGCCAAGGAUACUACUUCUGUUUUCAGAUUAAAUAUAACAAACCUUUUCUGCGAAACAGAAGGUUGUAAGACUUUUUUUGUGAUGCUCCUUAAAAUGUUGAAAACACAACACAGAUGUCAUGAUACUAAUAAAAAAAGAUAUAUCCUUCAA